Messenger RNA from Setaria italica (foxtail millet), 919 nucleotides. Its product is annotated as protein SKIP34-like. The transcript is spliced from 2 exons. Lineage: Eukaryota; Viridiplantae; Streptophyta; Magnoliopsida; Poales; Poaceae. The coding region runs from base 268 to 591 and encodes 107 amino acids. The record is from RefSeq and is a predicted model, not a curated record.
AGCAAACUAGCAACCCAUGAUUUGCGCAGUUUCUUUCUCUGUUUGCAGUGGCAUGAUUGUCGAGUCGUCGCAAUCAGGCAAAGGAAGGGAAAGGGCGAGCUGCAAAGCCCACGCAGGCAGGAGGCCAAGAGCAGAAGAGAAAGGGCCGGAUCCACCCGACCCACCACCACCUACCCCAAACGGAAGCCCACGUCCCCACACGGAACGGCGAGGAGAGGGGAGGGAGGUAGGGCGUGCGCCUUCGCGACGCGGCCGGCGGAGGGAGGGAUGUGCGAGGGGAGGCGGCCGGCGUGGGCGUGGGCGGCGGCGGCGGAGCUGCGGCGGAGGGAGGCGGCGGCGGACGCGCAGCUGGCGGCGGCGCGGGCGCGCCUCGCGGAGGCGCUGGCGGAGCUGGAGCGGGCGCGGGCGCGCGCCGCCGAGCUGCAGCGCCGCCUCGAGCAGACCUACGGCAAGCGCCGCCGCCUCGUCGAGAAGGCCCGCGGCCGGAUCCACGAGAUCCGCGCGCGCCUCCACGAGCGCGAGCAGCCGCCGCCGCCCCCCGCGGAGCCCGAGCCCGAUCGCUCCGCCGCCACUUCCUCCUCGUCUUCCUAGGGCAAGCUGCUGUCGAUGAUGCCUGUUUGUUGCUACCGCUUCUCUUUUCAGAACUUCACAUUGGGAGCUGCAACUGCAACUAGCUAGUUAUUAGGCUAUGUAUGUAAUAUACUAGUGUCAGUGAUCGGAAACUUGCUCAACUAUUGAAUCGGAUUGGGAAUUAGUGGUAGAAACAUUCUAAUGCUACAAGAAAUUGAGCUCAGGUCCUCGUUGACCAUCUCUCUGCAGAAGCUCAGUUCUUUUCCUGUUUAACUAACGUUUAGUUCUUUUUGUGAUGGGGUUUCCGUGUGGAGAAUUCCCAUUGCUGGCGGCUGGUGAUUACUUUGUC